Messenger RNA from Capsaspora owczarzaki ATCC 30864, 572 nucleotides. RefSeq lists its product as hypothetical. Gene Ontology annotation, cellular component: mitochondrion; mitochondrial inner membrane. Gene Ontology annotation, biological process: mitochondrial respiratory chain complex IV assembly. The transcript is spliced from 4 exons. Lineage: Eukaryota; Filasterea; Ministeriida; Capsasporidae. Bases 45 to 491 code for a protein of 148 amino acids. The record is from RefSeq and is a predicted model, not a curated record.
CGAGAUUGAUCGACUUCAGUCUUACAUCCACAACCAGAGCCAAAAUGUCCAGUGCUGAUGCAAAGCCACCUGCAACGCCGUCGCCGCAGCAGCAGCAGCAGCAGCCUGCUCCUGCAGCAGAAGCAACGCCUGGCUCGUCACGAACCGAUCUGAGUCCUGCACUGGGCCAGAUGGGACCCACGCCGCCCUUCUGGACGCAAGAGUACUGGGUUCGCGUCCCAUGCGCGCGCCAGUCGGCGUUGACUGGUCUCGCUGCCAUGAUCACCGUGUGCGCCGUGCAGACAGUCCGCACCCGCGAUGCUAACAAAGCGCUCACGCAAGCAGCCUGGUCGUGGUUUGGUGCUGGCAUGAUUUCAUGGUGGGUUUGCCGAUACAAUUACCGCACCAAUAUCAUUCAAUUACGACGCUCUGUGGAGCUGUACCGGGAGGGCGUCCGGGAAAAGGAGGAACACGCUUCGACAGACUCGCCAACGACUGAGCGAAGCAGCUAGUCAUUUGUUUUGACUCUUGUACGACACCGUACAGUGUAGAAUUCCAAAAAAACUGUAUUACACAUUUUAAAGCCGCAACGA